AUGCUUACAAAAUAUUUAUGGUUUUAUUUAGUAUUUUUCUAUCUCCUAUAUAAAACCCUGGCCCAGCGCAAAGCUAUCAUUGCCGCGGCCGCCCAGGAGCGCUGGGUCGAGGCGGAAGGGGGCCCAACCCAGUAUUCUGGCGGUGUCCCCAGUCACCUCACAGCCAACACCAGCGCUGUUGAUCGCGAAUUUUACGACUUCUACUUCACCCGGCGUGGCGAGUUCAUUCCCCCAGGAACCAAGUGGUGGCUGGAGACUCAGCGGACAACUACCAGUAACCCGAAAUUCAUGAACUUCUACCCGUUCAAUGAUAUUGAUUCGAUCUCGCCUCGCCCUCUUCUAUUCAUUUCAGGCGACCAGGCACAUUCGCGGGAGUUCAGCGAGAACGCUUACGCACAGGCAAAGGAACCCAAGGAGCUGUACUGGGUGCCAGGUGCCGGUCACGUCGACCUCUAUGAUCGUGUGGAGAUCAUUCCUUGGGAUAAGCUCACCCAAUUCUUCCGGGCGAACCUUCGUUAG
Molecule: messenger RNA, 519 nt
Organism: Aspergillus costaricaensis CBS 115574
Lineage: Eukaryota; Fungi; Ascomycota; Eurotiomycetes; Eurotiales; Aspergillaceae
Product: alpha/beta hydrolase
Exons: 4
Coding region: 1-519 (172 amino acids)
Source: RefSeq, a predicted model, not a curated record